GCUACUUGAAGUAAACAAGAGUUUGAAUGAGUCAACUGUCGAUUGCGUCUUGUUGCAGGAAUGAUGGAUGCAAAUGACAAUCUAAAACAAAUCAGUCCGAAAAUGACAAUGUGGUUGACUUAAACUCAUCUCGUGUUUUGGGGACAUUUUGAGGAUUUAUCAAUUGGUGGACUGGAUUGUGGUAUCUAAGUGUAUAGCUAGUUACAAACAGACGAACAGUAGCAAAUAUAGUCUCGUCACUUCAUGGUCUCCGCUUUGUACUUUGGAAAGGACAAGGGUCUAUUCUACAAAUACACAUCCAUAUGUGAGAAAGGAGUCUGUCGCAAGCGAGAAGCGUAUUCCAGGACAAAGGAAACAAGGGAGACGCCUCGACUAGAAGGGCUACGUUCGCUGCUCUGAGAGGUGCAUGUGUGUGUCUAGAAAGGCAAGUAAAUAAUAACAUUGAGCGGGGGACACAGCUAUUAACAUAAACCAGUCGCCCGGUGGACUUGGGGUCUCAUCUCAUCUGUGAUGUCCGGGAUGGACUGUCCCGGGGCCCCCGGCACGGAGUCGCCGGGGGAGCCUGGAAGCGGAGCGAGCCUCGGCAGCCGACAGGAGCCACUCGGUAGAUCGGAGGAGGACGACAAUGACAUGCCCCGUCUGGAAGACAUGCGGGUCUGUGGUAAUGACGAGGUGAAUUUGCUCUCGUUGCCGUGGGAGAUGGUGACUCAAAUCGCCUCGCACCUGCCCGCUAAGUGCAUCAUCAACGUCCUGCCUCAGGUGUCUCCGGUGUUGAGUGGCGUGUCGGAAGACCCCCUGGUGUGGCAGCAGAGGGCCCAGAGGCUGGUGGGGGAGGGGGCCCGCUUCCCCGUGGGGCCCCGGGAGACGCUGGAUUGGGCCGCCGCCUGCCUGCAGAUGGAGACCCUCAUGGCACUCUGGGGACCCCUGCAGGACGGGAGGGGAACUGCGCGCCAAACGCACAACGCAGACCGCGAGAGGAGGGAGGAGAGGCGAGAGGAGGAGGGGGUGCAGAGGAGAGAAGAAGAAGAGGGGGAGGAGGAGAGGAGGAGAGAGGGAGACGGGGAAGCGGAAGGGGAGGGAGGUGAACGAGGAGGAGGAGAAGAGGAGGCGCAGAGAGGAGGAGGAGGGGCGGAGAGACGACAAGGACAGGUGCCAGAUGGAGAAGUGGUGGAGGAGGAGAGGCAGGGAGGAGGAGGACGCGAGAGACAGGCAGACGGGAGUCAGGGAGGAGCAGCAGGCAGAGGAGGAGGAGGAGGAGGAGAAGAAGAGUGUGCUGCGGAGGAAGAGUGUGCAGAGGAGGUAGAGGAGGAGGAGAGAAAGGGAGGAGAAGAGGAGGAGGAGAGAAAGGGAGGAGAAGAGGGGGAGGGGGAGGGGGAGGAGAGCCUGGAGCGCUUCAGCCUGCCGCUGGGCCACAUUGCGGACGUGCAUGCGGUGCUGCUGUUUGGGGGCCGGGCGGAGCAGCUGGCUACGGGCUCCCUGGACCGCUGCGUCAACCUGUGGGACCUGCGCGGGGGCGAGGGGGGCCACGGGCGACUCGUGCACACCCUGGGGGGGCACUCGGGAUGGGUGUGGUGCCUCGCACAGCGCGACAACAAGCUGGCGUCGGGGUCGUUUGACAGCACGGUGCGGCUGUGGGACAUGCAGGCGGGCGGCAAGGCCAGUGAUGUCAUCACCGGGCGCGCCCCCGUCAUCUGUCUGUCGUGGCAACCGGAGGACAACACGCUCAUCGCCGGCUCACACGACAAGAAGAUCAACUUCUACGACCCCCGAGCCACCCAGCCCCUUGUGAAGAGUGUUGAGCUUCACAGCAGUGCGGUGUUGACUCUGGCCGCCACGGACAACUACAUCAUCUCAGGCGGCAAAGACAAGACCAUCGCACUGUACGACCGCCGCGCAUGCAAACUACUCUCACAGCGCAAGCUGGCCUCGUUCUUGCUGUGCAUGUCCCAGAGCGGGGGCCAGGUUUGGGGGGGUGAUAACCGCGGCGUCGUGCGCUCCUUCUCUCUGCGGAGCGGCCGGCUGCAGGGCAGCCAGCAGUUCGACGUGGGACACACACAGAUGCUGACGGGAAUACACUGCUCACCUGGCGCCCUCUACACCUGCUCCUCCGACCGCACCAUCAAGGUCCACCUCCCCAGCGCUCCCCCAAGGACUGUUUGCACACUGCAGAACGCAACACCAGUGAAUGGGUUGAGUGUGUGUGCAGGUGUGUUGGCUGUGGCAUCUGGCAACAUGGCGGUAGAGGUCUGGAGACCACCACACUGAAGACCGCCCUGUGUGUGUGUGUGUGUGUGUGUGUGUGUGUGUGUGUGUUCUUAUCCCCCCAUACAUACACACACACACACACGCACGCACACCAUUUUUGUGCCUCUCGUUUUUUUUUUUUUUAUCUUGUUGUUUAAUGUCU
Messenger RNA from Engraulis encrasicolus (European anchovy), 2407 nucleotides. It is a transcript of the gene fbxw9, whose product is annotated as F-box and WD repeat domain containing 9. The transcript has 9 exons. The coding region runs from base 511 to 2265 and encodes 584 amino acids. NCBI's taxonomy places the organism in Eukaryota, Metazoa, Chordata, Actinopteri, Clupeiformes, Engraulidae. Gene Ontology annotation, molecular function: histone binding. Gene Ontology annotation, cellular component: Set1C/COMPASS complex. The record is from RefSeq and is a predicted model, not a curated record.